CAGUACUGUUGGUGCGCUAGUCGUACAGUAGUUCUAAACAAAACAGUUGUGACAGAGAUGGCGGUGGAAGUGUACGCAUUCUGAUGUUUUACUAUAAACAUAACAAUACAUUUAAAUAACCGCGGGUGUUAAUUUCAUUUCAAAUUUCUUUAUAUUAUUAGGAAAUUACGAUAUCAAAAACAGUGCCUGAAAUAUCACACUCAAAGAAGAGGACCAUAAAGCAUUAAUUUUCCGCACUCAACAUUUCGCGAGGAUAAAUGGGCAUAGGAAGAGGAUGUCUAGAAUUUUAAAUAUUUCAACGUAAAAUAGAUAUGAUCUGGGCUUGGCAGCGUCAUCGCCGAAGAUUUAAUUCACUCAUCCACACCUCUCCAAAUCGUCGAUAAUUUUAGGGUUGAUUAAUUUCAUGUAAAACGCAGAAAUUGUUCUAUGAUAAUGUCAGUAUCAGCGAAAGUAUGUCGAAAAAUGUCCCCAAAGACCUUCGCAUUGACAGCUAUAGGCCUCACUAUAAUCCUUUGCGUGUAUUACGCCAAUUACACCACUGACAUUCGCACAAAUCAAACGCAAGAAAAUUCAAAAGAAAACGACGAACUGCCUCAACCUCAGCGCGUCUUCGAACUUCUCCAAAGAUCAAAAGUCGCAACUAAAAAAGAGUUCGAAGUGUGCCCGAAGCUGUAUCCUGCGGAGGCGGACAUAAGCACUGUGGAUGUUUUUAAGGAUUUCGAGUUUCAGCCGACUUGGAUGAAGAGUAAAGAAUACUGGGACAAAUCAUUCGAAGAUCGAUUUGAACGUCAAAAAAUGGAUGCUGAAAGACCACCACUGAAGGUGAUAAUAGUUCCUCACUCCCAUAACGACCCCGGAUGGCUGAAAACCUUCGAGAAUUAUUUCCACUACAGCUCCCGCCAAAUAAUGAACCACAUGGUGGCGAAACUGCAACAGUACAAAAACCUAACAUUUAUUUGGUCCGAGGUGGCGUUUUUGAACGCUUGGUGGGAGGAAGCCCAUCCGAGCAAACAGCGAGCUCUUCGAAAUUUGGUCCAUUCGGGGAGACUCGAAAUCGCCACCGGUGGGUGGGUGAUGACCGACGAAGCCAACGCACACGUCUACGCCAUGGUGGACCAACUUAUCGAAGGCCACCAGUGGGUUUGGUCCAACCUGGGGGUCAAGCCCAUUUCGGGCUGGUCAGUGGACCCCUUCGGACACGGCAGCACCCAGCCCUACAUCCUCGCUUCUUCGGGAAUCAAAGGCACAGUUAUCCAGCGCAUCCACUACGCGUGGAAACAAUGGCUAGCCCUGAAACAAUACGGCGAUUUCCGGUGGGUCCCCACGUGGAGUCCAGCAAACCCAUCAGCCACCCUCCUCACCCACAAUCAACCUUUCGACAUCUACUCCAUAAAGCACAGCUGCGGCCCCCACCCUUACAUUUGCCUUAACUUCGACUUCCGCAAGGUCAUCGGCGAAUACACCGAGUACUCCAUCAAAGCCCAAGCCAUCACCGACAAGAAUAUCAAAGAAAAGAGCGAAUUGUUGCUGGAGCAGUACGCUCGAACCGGAUCUUUGUUCCCCCACAACGUGGUUUUGAUGCCUCUCGGCGACGAUUUUCGCUACAAUGUGGCGGAAGAAUGGGACCAACAAUACACAAACUAUAUCAAACUAAUAGACUAUAUCAACGCGAAUAAAGACACUUAUAAAGCCGAAGUGGGAUUCGGGACACCGAAAGACUACUUUCGCGAGAUAAUGAAACGCUACGAUCAAUACCCGACUCUAAAGGGCGAUUUUUUCGUCUAUUCGGACAUUUUCUCGGAGGGCCGACCCGCCUACUGGUCCGGCUACUUCACCACAAGGCCCUUCAUGAAAAUCUUAGAUCGGGAAUUGGAGAAUAGUCUCCGAAGUGCCGAAAUUUUAUACACCAUAGCAUUGAACAACGCUCGACAAAACAAACUUUUACCAUACGUUAAAAUCCUCGAACGCGAUUUCGAGAAAUUGGUCCGGGCUCGCCGCAAUUUGGGGCUGUUCCAACACCACGACGCCAUCACGGGGACUAGCAAAUCCUUCGUGAUGCGCGAUUACGGUCUCAAGCUCUUUGAGGGGAUCCGAGACACCGUCAGUAUUCAACAAAACUCGCUCCAAAGCCUCCUCUUCCCCGACAUUCCCAUAAAACCAGGAGAGAACGUCAUUUUAAGCGAUUUGGAACGAGACUCGUAUGAGAAACUCCCCAAGAAGACACCAAUCGGGUUGGGAGCCCGUCAAGUGCGUAAAAUCGUGCUGUACAACUCACUAGCUCAACCCCGAGAGCAAUUAAUUCAAGUGAGGACCAACACGAGUAGUGUGAAAAUUGUCGAUAAUGAAGGGAACGAAGUGGUGUCCCAAAUUAAUCCAGUGUGGGACACGUCGGAAAGCAACACGAAAUUGUGGAUCGCAGCCGACGAAUUCGAGGUUGUCUUCAUUGCAAAACUCAAAGAGUUGUCUCUUACGACCUAUAGUUUAGUUUAUGAAGAGAAUGAGACGAGACUGGCCACGAUCUAUUGCAACAAAUGUCACAGGAAGGCCAGCAUUAUCACAAACACUGAUAGUACAACCUUGAAGCAAAACGACGUCUUGAAAUCAAAAUUUGUAAUCAAAAACAUACCCACGGGUGAUAUUCAAUUAGAGAAUCACAAAUUUAAAAUUUUAUUUAACGGAAAUACAGGGUUCAUGAAAACGGUCACGCGGAAGCACAGCCCCAAAAUCAUGCAAUGCGGACUCCAAUUCGCAGCCUAUCGCAGUGCGCAGUUCCACUCCGGGGCUUACUUAUUCAUGCCGGACCCCAACGAACGCGACAUCGAGAAGGACGUUCUCCAGCAAUACAAGGACCAGAUGAGCAUCAUCAUAACCUCAGGGCCGGUCUCGAGCGAAAUCACCGUGAUUUACGGGGCUUUUCUCGUCCACACCGUGGCCAUAUACCACGUGGAGUCCCCCCUCGCCGACGCCAUCUACACCGAGAGCACUGUCGACUUUGAAAACCCGCCGAAAAACCGCGAAACCGAACUUUUCAUGCGCAUCAUCUCCGAUGUCCAAAACGGGGAAGUCCCUGAGUUCCACACCGAUCAGAACGGUUUUCAGAUGCUGAAACGAAUCAAGGUUGAGAAAAUCGGGGUUGAGGGGAAUUAUUUCCCCGUAACUACGAUGGCCUACAUCCAGGAUGAUAACGUGAGGUUGAGUUUGUUGACGGAUCAUGCGCAGGGGGCGGCAGGGUGGCAGCCCGGGUUUUUGGAGGUGAUGCUCGACAGGAGGACGCUGUAUGAUGAUUCCAGGGGGAUGGGCGAGGGGUUGGUGGACAAUAAGAAGACGGUACAUAAGUUCUGGAUCUUGAUUGAGGAUGUAGUUAAAGAAAAGGGUGAAAAGGGGCAUUCGAAACGAUUCGAGAACUCGGAUGAUACGUUCGAGAAGGGAGAUGUUGUUAGGUCGUUUAAUGUACCGACGGAUCCGGUGGAGUCCGGAAAGCAGGAGGGGUUUCCCCGCGCGUCGCUGUUUGCUAAUCAGAUGUCAAACGGGUUGAAUUAUCCCGUGGGGAUUUUUAUUCUUGACCAGGAACACCAAGAAGUGAAGAAGAGUCUCGAUUUGGUUAAUAGGGAAUUCCCCUGUGAUACGCAUUUGAUGACAUUGAGGACUCAACCGGAUUCGGUUUAUUCACAGUUUCCUUCUUCUAGCGCCCUCUUAGUGUUGCAUAGGCAAGGGUAUGACUGUGCUGUGAGUAAGAAUUUUUCUUGUACCUUGUCGAAAUUCGACAGUGGGUUUGAGCAUGUCAAAAUUAAGGAAAUUCAAGCGAAAACGUUGACCGGAAUCGAUGAUCUGCCAGAUAAUGUUAAACAUUUGAGUGAUAUUUAUCUCGAACCCAUGACUUUAAAGACUUUUAACAUGACCUUUGUAUAGUAGCAAUUGAUGUGAUUUUAUAGAUUUUUAAUGAAUACUUUAUUUAUAUUUUUAAAAUUUGUAGAUAAUGUAAAUAGGACUUUUUAAAAAUGUGUGCAUUCUAUGUUGUUACGUCCUAGUAGAAUUAUUGGGUUUUAUGUAAUUUCAAGCACCGACUGAUCAUGUUUUAUUAUUUAAGUAUGUUUGCUGUUACGAAAAAAAUAUAUCGUUUUUUAUACGUUGAACCUUAUAUUUGCCGAAAAUAAAAGUUCCAACAAAUACGGUUUACUUUUUUAUUCUCAGUCUAAAUUUAUAAAGAAUUAAUACAUCUUACACAUUGGGAUCAUGCCCUACUAUCGAUAAUAAGAAAAAAUAUGCAUCACAGUUUCAAAUGAAUAAAUAUACAUCGUAA
Molecule: messenger RNA, 4300 nt
Organism: Tribolium madens (black flour beetle)
Lineage: Eukaryota; Metazoa; Arthropoda; Insecta; Coleoptera; Tenebrionidae
Gene: alpha-Man-IIb
Product: alpha-mannosidase 2
Exons: 6
Coding region: 427-3909 (1160 amino acids)
Biological process (GO): N-glycan processing; protein deglycosylation; mannose metabolic process
Cellular component (GO): Golgi membrane
Molecular function (GO): carbohydrate binding; alpha-mannosidase activity
Source: RefSeq, a predicted model, not a curated record